Molecule: messenger RNA, 15091 nt
Organism: Lymnaea stagnalis (great pond snail)
Lineage: Eukaryota; Metazoa; Mollusca; Gastropoda; Lymnaeidae
Source: the annotation of a GenBank genome assembly
UUUCUUCAAAAACAGCACCUUUCAUCCGCCGCCGGUUUUCCUUUCGAACUUAUUUAGUUUUCAAAAUUAAAAAAUAAAAUUAACAUGAUGCCGAAUUUAAAAAUUAAUAUGUCAACUAUUAUUUCAACACUUCAAAUGCAUAUUUUAAGAUCAUUUACUUUCGUGUUUAAUUUAAUAACAUGGCCAGCUAGAACAUUAACAUUAUUUUCCGGAAUGUUACUCAAUGUCUUGCUUAAUAAAGCAAAGUCCACCCUACAAAAAGUACUAUUUUUGUUAGUAGUUUAUACCACUCUCAUGGUGGUAGCUGUUUUAUUCUUUGCCUUAUUUUACCACGUCUAUGUGCCCACUGCUGAAAUUAAUAGGCCUGUUAAUCUAGUGUUUAGGUAAGAUUUUUGUGUAGGUCUACAUUUUAUAAUUAUAUGGGAUGCACAUUAGGCACAUUCACAUGGAAACCUGUUUCUGUUACCCAAACUUAGAUAAUAAUAAUAAUUAUGCUAAAAUAUUUUUUUAAUCCUGUGUUACUGUGUUCUUGUCUUGAUCAGUUUACACUCCAAGUUGAGGCCAUUUUAUUAAUUUUAAUUUAUAGUCAAUACUUACUAUAUGUAUAAUGUAUAAUACCUACUGCUGAAAUUGCAGUAAAUAAGGACUACUUGGUGGCUUUGCUAAGGCCUGUGACAACUAUAACCAUGCCAUCAAUCCGAAAAAAACAGAGACUUUGCACCAGCCAGCUCCAGGGAAAGCUUACAAAGGACCUAAAAUUAAAUAUCAGUGAAUGGAUAUAAUCUCCCAAGCAUUAAAAAAAAAUUCAUAUAUUUAGGCAGCACCCUCUCCAGGUCCAGGUCAGCAACAAUAGAUGAUGAGAUCAAUAACCAAAUUUUCAAAGCAAAUGUUGCAUUUUGAGGGCUCCGAAGUGUGUGGGAGUGAAGGGGUCUCAAUCUUGUCACUAAAUUGAAGGUAUAUAGUAUAGGGCUAUUGUAUUAACAUCGCUCCUAUAUGCUAGCCAGAAGUGGAAAGUGUACAGUACAGCAGACAUGCUAGACAGUGCUAACAUAUCCACAUAUGCUGCCUAGGGGCCAUCAAAAAAUGACAUCACACGUCUAAGGGGGAGGAAGGGUCACAUUUUUGUGAUGAAGGGAGGGGGGUUAAAGCAAUGUGACGUAACAUUAAAAGUGGAACAUUAUAGUAAAAAAAUGCCCUUAAUUUAAUUAAAUGACAGACCUUUUUAACCAAAAAUUAUAAUUAUUUUAUUUUUGAACUACGAUCACUGAGAUGGUACAGAUAUGCAAGGUAUGAUAAAUGGCAUCUGAUCAACUUGCAGGACACCAAGGAGGAGGAGAAUUGGGGUGUAGUGACUUUGACAGUCGUGAGAAUUAAUGUCAAAAUGUGGAGAUGGGAAUAAUAGAAUUGGGGCUACCAUGGGAGGUGAGAUGGAAUGAAAAAUGGGGGGUGAUUUUAGUAAAUGUUCUAGGACAGGGAUUCAUAAAUAUUUAGCAGUGCUGCAUCCCCUCUCAACUUCUAAACAUUUCCCCGCAAACACACACCCCCUCACACACACACCAUAUAAAUUAAAUAGUAAUACAAUUUAUUUGUUGUCGUUUUAUUUGUUAAAUUAACUUUGUAAACACAAUAAAAAGUAUAACCAAUACCAGUAGGCCUAAUGUGCAAACAAAAUUAACCAGAAAAAAAAAAAAGUACUUCUGGCAGAAACAACUUGCAAAGGCAGCAAAUGAAAUUUAUUUUAUUCCUAGUCUUCCGCAGUUUCACCCCUGUUAAAGCGCAUCUGUUCUAGGGAAAUGUUUCUGACACAGGUGCAGUAAUUCGAUAUCCAUGGGAGGUGAUUUUUGUAAGUGUUUGUAAAAGACAGUAGUGGACAGAUGUUUUUUUAUUAUUAUUCGCUGCAGAGGUUUGUGAUGUUAUAUGGGGGGGGUCUAACGUUUUGUGACAAUGGGGAAUGGGGGGGUAAAAGUUGGCAAAAUUUGCAUGAUGUCAUUUAUGGAUGGCCCCGUAAACUUCUUGGCAUAAUAAAGCAGGACAAAGUCCCAGAUAUAGAGGUCCUACAAAGAGCCAUAUGUAUCAGCAUCCACACACUUCUACGAAAAGGACAAACCAGAUGGGCAGGGAAUGUCACGAGAAUGCCAGACAACUUAUGUUCUGUGAACUUCAGUGGGAAAGGCUCAGUUGGAUGGCAGGAAAAACGUUUCAAGGACUGUCUAAAAGCUUCACACAAAUCCAAUUACUUUGAUUCGUGGGAGACACUUGCCAUGUACGUUGCAAGCUGGCGUGACAGACUCACUCAUUGUCUCAAAUGCUACUAGCACCCAAAACAACAUGUGUCCCAUGUGCUGGAAGCUUUCCAGGCACAAAUAGGACUGGCAGGCCAUCUGCAUGCUCACCAUGUAAUAUAGCCUUGGUCAUCUUCACAUGCGAAGGAUGAACAACACUUACUGCCCUCAGUAACACAACCACCCAGUAGCUAGAGUUUGUGGUAUUGUCACUUGUGAUGCCUGAAAAUGUGUUUGUGUGGGGGGGGGGGGGUCUUUGAUUUAGUCAACCCUGACGCAUGAAAACCACAAGACAUAAAGAAUACACAUCUAUCAUAAUCCAUACAUACAUCGUAUAAGUGACUAUAAGGAGUGGACAAUUGAGGCUAACCUACUGAGGUACAAAAAUUAUGUUUAUAUAUUAUUAACGCUACUUGUCAUUUAUUUUUUGAGUACCGGUAAUUUACUUUGAAAAGUUUUCCCAAACUGGCCAUACUAGUAGAAGUUGAUUUGAAUAGACACUUUUGAAUUUUAAAAAAUAUGAAUAAUUGAAAACCCAAAGCUGUAGGUUGAAAAGCUAGUAGUUGUUGGGAGUGGAUAGCAGUUGCUAUUGUCUACAAAAAUUUUAAACAAUAUCAAAAUAGUUGCAUUUCCCAUUUUCAUCUAUUUCAGCCUCCUUAGAUUAUAUGUAACUAUGACUCAAUGUAAAACAUUGUUAAAUGAAGAGUUUUCAGCCAACCUUUAUGUUUGUUGUUUAUAAAUCCUCAACUUGACAUAUAUUUGCACAAAUGUCCAUAUUGUGUGUCAUGAAGCCUACGUCAGAAAGGAUGUCACUCUGAAGGCUACUUAUCGUAUUAAUAUAAUAAUUUAUAAUGAAUUCAUUAAUUGAUUAUUAUUUUUUAAAAAAAAUGAGUUACAAAAUGUAUACCCAAAAGCUACAAUAAUGCAAAAAAGGGUAGCCUAGAGGUCGUAGACCUCACAUGGGCACAAUACUAACAACUGAGGGACACAAUACUGACCUCUUAGGGUCAUUCACAGUUUUAUGCAAAUAGUUAUAUGAAGAAAAAAUAUUAUAAUUUGGGUGUGCCACCUAUUAGAUGAUGAGUAUCUGUUUUGCAAAAUUAAAGCAAUCGCAACCAGUAGACUUCAAAAUUAAUGCCCACAGAAGAACAUCAUAAUGGUAAAAACAACAUCCUAGAGCUAAUGUCCUGCAUAUGUCUGUUUUUCUCAUACUUCUAUUAUCAGUGGCAAUAACUAUGCAUAGCUUCUCACAGCUAAGACUUGUAUAAAAUUGUGAAUGCUCUUCAACGCUGAGAGAGGCUAUGUGGCUUAGAUAUCAGUUUAACAUGCGUGGCAUCAUCACUUGAUUUUGAUGAAUUGGUCACAAUAUAUGCUAAAGAAAAUGCAUGCAGAGGUAUAUUUUGAUUUGCAUGAAAUUGAAUCUUAAAUAAGAAGGUUUUCAUAGUUUAGUUAUUUUGUGUUUGUUCAAGAUGAUUUAAGAGUGUGGAGAUUUAAAAAAAUGUUGUAUUUGUAAAAGAUAUUCAAAGAUUGAUUAUGACUUUUGUAGGAAAGAUAUUUGGUUCUCUUACUCUUAGAGUUAGAAAUUUAAUUUAUUUUAACUUCAUGAGGCGGUUGGGUAUAACUAUAAAGCGCACACAACUGGCUGCUUUACCUAGGGCACAGGCCCUACCUUAUGGCAAAGAUGUACUUUGUAUAAAACCUGUUCAAAGCCUUUUUCGUCUUCAUGUUGUUAGUCCGUCGAAGUCGACUAGGACCAUCGGAUCAUCCAAAGGUUAGGGGGAGGUUGGGUUACGGUGAGCACGUAGGUGGCUUGCUAGACCGAUCCGUGCUUGGAAUAAUCUUUGGCAUCGCGGGCAGGGGAUAGUUGCCUCAGACGAUGACGUAAUGUUGCUCUUUCGGGCAAGCCUGUGUGUCUCAGCUGUGGAUAUCCUAUUAGCUUCAUGGGAUUUAGCCCCUUUCUUGACAGAAGCUCUUCACCUGGCUCUGCCCUGGGCUGUCUGCAUCCAUUGAGUAGGGUUUAUGCUGAAGGCCUUUAGUGCCACUUUCUUUGUAACGCUUUUUUUUACCUCCUUGGGAGCGCUUGCCAAUCGUGAGUUCUCCGAAGAAUAUCUGUUUUGUGAGCCUUCCAUACGGGCUACAUGUACCAUCCAACGGAGCUGAGACUGCAUCAGAGUGGUGAAGAUACUAGGUAGGUUCGCUCUAGCGAGGACCUCGGUGCCACCUGAUGCCGAGGAGUUUCCUGAGGCAGGUUGUGUGAAAAUGAUUCAGUUUCUUUGCAUGACGCUGGUAGACUGUCCUCGUUUCACAUCCGUAGAGCAGCGUCGGGAGGACUGCUGCGCUAUAGACCUUGAUCUUCCUUUCUCGUCUGAUACCUCUCCUGUCCCAAACAGAGCUGCGGAGCCUGCCAAAUAUGGCACUAGCUUUUGCGAGUCUGCCAUUCAUUUCAUCCUCCAUGACGACAGAUCUAGAGAGGGUACUGCCCAAGUAAGUAAAUUUAUCCACCGGGUUGAGACGCUGUCCACUGAUGAUGAUGUUGGGUUCAACGUAAGGCUUACUGGGAGCUGACUGAUAACAUCACCUCAGUCUUCUUUGUGUUGAUUGUGAGGCCAAAGUUAUUGCAGGCCUCCGAGAAGAUAUCAACGCUGUGUUGCAUGAAGGCUUCUGAGGGAGCCUUGAGGGCACAAUCGUCUGCAAACAGAAGCUCGAUGAUGGUGUUAUGUUUGACUUUGGUUUUAGCUUGAAGCCUCCUAAGGUUAAAUACUGAUCCAUCAGUGCGAAACUGGAUUGGCAAGCCCGUGGUGGAGUCCUUGAACGCAUCAGACAGCAUUGCGGAAUACAUAAUACAGAAGAGUGUGGGAGCAAGAACACAACCUUGCUUUACACCGUUUGUGACGGGGAAUGCUUGAGAUGAUUGACCGUUGUCCUGCACUCGGGCCAUCAUGCAGCUGACAGAUGAUGUUGGUGAACUUGUCUGGGCAUCCGUGCUUCUUCAUGAUUUUCCACAGGCCACCUCUAUUGACCCUGUCAAAGGCCUUAUUCAAGUCGAUAAAUGUAGAAUUUAGUUCUGUAUUUUGUGCCUGGCAUUUCUCUUGAAGCUGUCUACUAGCAGCAAACACCAUAUCGAUGGUUCCGCGUUUUUUGCGGAAACCUCAUUGACUUUUGGGUAGGAGACCUAGCUCCAGAUGUGCAUUCAGGCGGUUCAGAAGGGCUCGGGCCAAGAUCUUGCCUGCAAUGGACAGUAGUGAAAUUCAGCGGUGAUUGUCACAGGCCUGACGGUUUCCUUUGUGUUUGUACAGGUGAAUAAUUGAGAUCCUUAAGGUCUUGUAGUACAGUUUCAGUCUUCCAGAUGAUCUGGAAUAGACGCAAUAGCUUAUCCGUCAGCGCUGAUCCACCCUCUUUGUAGAUUUUGGCAGGAAUCAUGUCGGGCCCAGGUAAUUUGCCAUUGGACAUUUGGUACACAGAAAACCCAGCAUGGAAAAACUCAUAUAUAUAUAUAUAGUAAGCUUUUGCCAGUUAUAUUGUGCUUAAAAUAAGCAUGAGGAAGUGUUUCGGGAUGUUGGUAUUAUUUUAUAAAAAAUAAUUAUUAAUUUUUGAGGUGAAUGAAAAUGUUUUGAUUAUUUAAAAAAAUUACUACUCAUUUAUAAUGCCAAUAAAGAAUGUGUUUUUUUCUCAUUCAUUCACCAGUGUUUGCUCAUCAGGUGUUGGAAUUUGUUCUUUCCCUUCUGGAAAUGCAACGUUCUGGAGUGAGGAUGGAACUUUUCAAGAAGUAUAUAUUUUUCAUAUUUCAAAACAUUAUUACAGCUUAAUUUAGUUUUAAGAGCACAUUUAUUUUUAGGUUUGAUCAACUGGGCUGUAAUAAAAUGCUAUUUUACUUAAUUUUGUUAAUAGUUUUCUAUACAAUUUAAUUAUUGCUCUGACUAAUUGAGUUCAGUUUAAUUAAACGUGGGGAUUUUAGGCAAAGUUAAAUCUUGCGUCUUCAGGAGGCUCUAAAAUUUCAUUCAUAAUUUAUAAUUAAUCUGAUAGAUGUUUAUCUAGAUGUUAAUUUUUAUUGUUUUUUUUUACCUCAAAAGAAUUGUGGGUUAAGUUGUUAAUGUAUGUUAUUCCUUGAUUAAUAUAUCCCCCCACCCCCGGAUACACAGCAAUAAAUGUAGCCUGAUUAUUUAAUGUAACAUCCAUCAUAAUUUAACCUUAUUCAAUUUUCCCUGCCAGGUUUUAGGUUUAGGGCAACCGUACACUGUAAUUUUGGAGUUGGAAUUGCCAGACUCACCCACUAACAGAGAUUUAGGUAUAAUAAUUGAAACAUUAAAACAAUUUCUCUGUAUGCUUUUCUUUAUUUCUAUUUGUCUAAUUUACACUGUUACUCAAACAAAAAUUUUUUUUAAAUUUAGAAAUACCGGUAUUGUAUAAAAAUUAUUUGUUGUCAUGACUAUGGUUUUUCUUAUUUUGAUGAAAAUGUAAAAUAUUUUUUGUCUCUUUUCAAGAAAAAUCAUAUAAUUAAAACAAAAAACUUACUUAUAAAAAAAAAAAGCAAUAUCAAGAUAUUAUUCGAUAGUGGCUUCAAAGGUAUUAAAAAUAGCAUAUGGGUGGGCAUAAUUAGACUGCAUGGCAAAUACAUGAUAAUAAAUGGAUUCAAGGUGUUAAAAAUUUAGCCCACAAAUUAUUUCCCAUGCUUUUUACUCUCUCUCUAUCUGGGUAUUUUUCACUUCCUCUCUUUACCUCUCUCUAUCAUAUUAAUGGAGAAAGUAUGUUUAUUAAUGUAGCCGCAUGUGAUGAGACAUCUGAGAGUUUUAAAUGUAUAAAUAUGGGUUUAUAAACUCAAGGAAAUGUAGGAUUUGAGGACUAUGACCUUUAAUUGGUACUUAGAGUGUUGUAUAAAUGGAGUGGUAGAAGAAAAUCCUAAGUAAAAGUUCAAAGCAAAAGGAUCCUAAGAAAAAUUGUAAGAAAAAGGACCAUACCCAUACCUGAAAAGAUACAAAUAGUAUAGGUUAACAAUAUCCUAAUAUUGAAUAACACAGCAAUAAAUAAAGGUUAUGACUAACUGUUAACUAACAAUACAGAUGCAUGAUGAACACAUACUUCCAGUUAUACAAAUGGCAAUUGAAAUUAUUAUUUUAAUAAUGAGAUAAGAUAAGAUUCUUUUAUUGAUCCAAAUAAAUGGAAAUGUGUUUUGAUUGCACUGUACAUUUUCAGAACAUAAAAAAAAAAAUGUUGAGUUAUAAAAGAAAUCAUGUGGCAGGGUUUAACUUGUAGCAUGCACCCCGUCUUACAUUCAGAAUCAGAACCGAGGUCUAACAUACAGGUCUAGAAAUUACUAUUGUUUCGGUACUGUCGUUCAUGUAUGGUGUCUACGUAAAGUGCACCCAUAGCAGGACAUUUAUAUAAUAUAACAACCCUUAGUUUAAUACUUGUGGCAUCAAUGAAUCGCUAUGUCUCAUCAAGACAAAAGUGCAUUGCAGUGUGUCUAAUUAUAUUAAUACCAGUACAGGUGGUAAUAUUAUCCUAGCCCAUGUACCAUUUCCUAUGUGAGAAUGUAGCACAUGGCAGGAUAGUUAGUCUACCACACAUAUUUUACCCUGGUACUGUUGUGUCAGUAGCUUAUAAGAACAUUUCAAGAUGUGUAACCAGAACGAUAUAACGGUUGGUGUUAUGCUCACAUACACACUGGUAUCUAAUUCCAUUUAAGUAUUCAGCGGAGGGCUUUAUGUUCAACAAUCACAAUAUCAUGGUUACAAAUCAAUUUGACAGAGCUAACGUGAUUCAAACACUGCCUAAUAAAAGUAAUGAACAGAAAUCUUCCAUUACUAACACCUAACGAUUGAAUUCUACAAACACAAAAAUAUAAAGCAUAUUUGGUUAUACUUACAAAGUGUCCAAAUGGUGACGUUGAACAAUGGCGCACUUUAGGGAUGCGAUAAAACUAUGAAUGCCAAAAACACAUUGGCGCGUUCACUGUAAAUAGGGUUGCGUGAACCUGCCAGGGAGCGUAGGUAAUGUAAGCUGAUGGUACGGUCUGCCUGAUCGACAUUAUUCAAAGUUUUAUCUGUUUUUUAUCCUUCACGCAGGCAUGUUUAUGGUGUCAUUGAAGAUGUAUGACAGAGAGGGUCUCAUUUCUUUAACUUCACAUAGAUCAGUUAGUACAAAAUUUUAUCUCAAUGAAUUUCAUUUCCUAGAAUAAUUUCACUGAUAAAUUGUUUUAUCUUUUGUUUUCUGUUCCUGUGUCCUCAUCCAAUGAAUUAAUUUUGUGUGUGUAAAUGGUUUGUUCAAAAAUAGAGUACUAAAGGGCUCUAUGUAAAUUUUUUUUAAAAUGUAGGAUUCACGAUUUUAUCCUGUCAAAUGACAUAAUGUCUUACUUAAUUACUUUAUAUUGCUAAUUAUGACAUUACAUGUUUUUAACAAUUAUUUUCAUAAUUUUUUAAAACAAACCUUGACAUUUUUGUUUUGUCUUUCAUCAAGGCACUGUUGAAAUAUAGAUCAAUUAUCUCUCGAGUUAUUGAUCUCUUUGUUUGGAGUCCAUUUUACUUCAUUGACUUUUGGGAUCAGAAGCAGACUCUAAAGAUUAAUAUGUUCUCCCAUUAUGUGGAUGAUUAUGUAUGUACAUAUUUCUAUAAUUAUUUAUAUCUACUUGUAUUCCUCAUGUCUUAGUUAUCACAAUUUAUUUUAUAAUUCUAUUAUUAGAAACAAUUGUUUUAUUUAUGCUUCCUGAGUGAAAAAUCCUCAAUUAACAACUGCAAAAGACUUAAAAUAUGUUUACUCUAAGAAUUUAGAUAUUUGAUGUUCAAUGUCAUAGAUGGAGUGCAGUAGCACAUGUAUGUAGAAUUCUAUGUUUUUUCUUUUCCUUGUAUUACAGUACCACCCAUCAGUAGGUGCAGUGGUUGAGGUUCACAGCCAUAAGAUAGAAAUUUACUCCUCAACACUCAAAUUUUUUGCCAAGCUAACUGGCAUGAAGUAAUUCAAAACUUUUCUAAAAAUAGGCUUGUUAUACUUAAUACUGACUUUGUAAUUAAAGACAUUUUUAACUUUUUAACUUCAAGUUCGUAACUUUCUAUGUCAGUAAAAUUGGAUUUGAAAUAUUUUAAUUCCCCUUUGUUCUUUUUUAACAUUGGAUAUAUUUUUAAACUUUAUUUCUUCUUUCAGGUACAUUCUCUACUAUUGGCCCAUACUGAGUGCCGCUCUGGCAGUUUUCUUCAACACCUCUAUUCUGGCCUUAGGAAUGUUAGUGGCUUGGCUACAAAAGAAUGAGACAUUAAAAAGAAUAGCAGAAGUAGUGCAACUAUCUGAUGACAAACAAAUAGUGCCAGGCAAACCUUCCAAAUCAACUGUAACAUCCUUUACAAUGACUGAAGAUCUUAGUAUGCAUUUAACAGAUACUUUUUUUUUUAUAAUUAGAGUAGCUAAAAUCUGGUUUUCUUAUAUCUGUAAAAACAAGUUAUUUAAAGAUUAGCAGUUCCUUUGGUAAAUGUUACUAACAGAUUUUGGUCUUGCUUGUGUCUUAUUAAUUUCUAGAGAAUAAGGAACACCAGCAAUUUUAACUGUAGGUAUAACGUGCAGCAUGUGUCUCUUUCAAUAAACAAAAUUUCAGUAUGUGUAUGGUCAUGAUUUGGGCAUUUUUAGCCAGAUAUGUCCUGACUUGUAAAUUAUCUUCAUCUGUGACAGUGUGCAAAUAUACAAGGAAGCCAGAAGGAAAGCCACAAAAAUGUGUAGGAAGAAAAAAAAAAAUGGGGAAUGGGAAAAAGCUGAACUAAAAGAAAUUGAAGACUUAUCGAGAGGGAAAUAUUAGAUGAGUGAACAUGAAGAUAAAAGACAAAUAGAAAGGAUACUAAGCAAGAACUCAAUGUGUGAGAGCCAUUAUGGAGAAUUAAUUAUGGAAAAUAGUUAAGUACCUGGUACUGAAGAGGUGAGCUCAAUAUUUUGAGGGCAUACUAAAUGCAGACAAUGGGCAAUAUGAAGAUUAUCAACCACCACAUGGAGGACCAGACCCUUAAUAAACUCCCCAACUUUGGAAGCAAUUAAUUCUAAGAAAAAGCGCAAAGCCCCUGGAGAAGACCUCAUCACAUUAAAUAUGGAGGAAGAGAGCUAUUAAAUUUGGUGGAUGAGAACUACACACUCAGACACAUAAACUUAUAACUAAAAUUUGGCAAGAAGAGAAAAUUCCAACAGAAUGGGAAACAGAAAUAAUUAUCCCAAUACAUAAGAAAGGUUCCAAACUUCAAUGCACAAACUACAGAGGAAUUUACCUAUUAAAUGUUACAUAUAACAGAAUACGGACAAAACUAAUUGCCAAAAGACUACAACCUUACACUGAACAAAUACUGGGAGACUACCAAUGUGGAUUCAGACAAAACAGAUCAACGACUAGUCAGAUUUUCACUAUCAACUGCCUAUUAGAGAAAUGUUACGAAUACAAUAUUAUUAUUAUUAUUAAGGUGGUUUUAUAUAGUGCAGUACCCCAGCCCAGGGCUAGGCCUACUACGCUUCACAUAAAAAUUAGCAAUUACAGAAAAUUGUACAUUUAAAAAGAACAAUUGGUAAAAAGCUUGACCUCAUCCACCCAAGUACUUUCUACCCCUGUCUAGCCAUGGACAGCACCCAGCAGGUCAACUAAAUAUGAACUAUAAAAUGACCUAUGAGAGCAUCUAAAGAAAAUAUUUUUAUUGGAAUGCAGGAUUUUUGACAUACCCAACAAACUGACAAGACUGAUAUAUGUACAACUCAAAAAGCAAAAAUCGAGGUUCAAGGAAAAUAUUCAAAGGAAUUUCAGAUUAGACAAACCUUAAGACAAGGAGUUCACUGUCUUGUAUGCUAUUUAACCUAACAUUAGAAAGAGUUAUAAGAAACAUAAAUAUUGACAACAGAGGAACAAUAAUGGAUACUUUCUGAUGGAAACCCAAGACCCACAACCAAUAGGCACUCUCUACAACAAACUCCUCCAGUAUCUUGCAUAUGCUGAUGACAUAGAAAGACAAAGAAAACUAUACAUAAAACUGUUAUCAGACCAGUGAAAACUUGAACUCUAACAAAAACAGCAGAAAACUCAUUAAACACAUGGGAGAGAAAAGUUCUCUGUAAAAUUCAUGGACCAACAAAGGAUGAAUAUGGAUGGAGAAUACGAACCAACCAGGAAUUGUAUAGACUAGAUCAGGAUCCCAUGAAAAAAGGUCAGGCUAUGCUGGGCAGGACACUUAAAAAGAAUGCCAAAGGGUGCACCACCAAAACCCCAGUGAAAGCAUCUGAAAGGCAGACCCAGGCUUAGAUGGAUGGAUAAUGUGGAAAAAGAUCUACAACUGGGAAUCCAAACAUGGAAAAGAAAAGUAUCAGAUAGGUCUGAGUGGAAGGAAGGGGUGAGGCAGGCAAAAGCCCUACUUGGGCUGUAGCGCCAAAGGGAUGGAAUAUGAUAGUAUGUAUACUAUCAAAAAAAUUUUUGUGUGUCUACUAAAUCCUUGAAUUUGUUUGAAUUUAAUUUGUUUCUGAUGCAUUAAAGUAUUUUUUAGUAGGACCUCGUUUUGCAACAAGAUGAACCAGUUAUUUCCUUUGGUUUAACUGUGGCUUCUAUUAGGGUUUUCUUCUUUUAGCCUUUUAUUUUUCCCUCCCCCAAGGCAUUGACCCUAUUUAUUCAAGGGUUAGCCUGAUAGAACUGAUGUGGACAUUUCAUCAAAUCAGUUUGAAAUGUUUGUCUUUUGUAUUACUAAUUCUACCACUCAGCCCCUUACAGCAGAGAAAUAAACACAAUGGGAUUCCACUAAUUCUACCACUCAGUCCCUUACAGCAGAGAAAUAAACACAAUGGGAUUCCACUAAUUCUACCACUCAGCCCCUUACAGCAGAGAAAUAAACACAAUGGGAUUCCACUAAUUCUACCACUCAGCCCCUUACAACAGAGAAAUAAACACAAUGGGAUUCCACUAAUUCUACAGCAGAGAAAUAAACACAAUGGGAUUCCACUAAUUCUACCACUCAGCCCCUUACAACAGAGAAAUAAACACAAUGGGAUUCCACUAAUUCUACCACUCAGCCCCUUACAGCAGAUAAAUAAACACAGGGAUUCCUCUUAAACAUGAUAUUCUGUAAUCCUGGAAAUUAUGGAACAGUUUUCCUCAGUCUUUGAGGAAUUUAAAAAUGAUAAAAAAUCUAUUAAGACAUUUUUCUUGAAAUAGAGUUUAUAACAACAGAGCGCUUUGAGCAUGCCAGAAUAGCAUGGACACAAGCGCUAUACAAGUAAUCAUCAUCUACUAUGAUUUUUCCCUUGCAUGAAAUUCUAUUAAAGACAAUGAGAUUUUGUUUUCUUCUUCUUCUAUAUCUUAAGGGCCCACGAUCAAUUUAUUGAUAAUUUUGGCUCCUAUUUUUUUCUCUACUCCAUAGAUACUGACAACAAGGAAAUAGAUGAUCCUAGAAAUGUUGAUGAUCAACUUGUGCAUGAACCACUUGAUGAUGAUGGGAUGGACUUUGUGAAUGAACUGAGACAGAGGAGAAUUAACUAGGUCACAAUACUUAUGUUCUAGGGUGUCUAAAACAAGGCCUAAGCCUGUGUGUAGUCCACCAAGUCAUAUUCUGUUAACUGCGAACCGCUCUGCGACUUGUUAAAAUUAAAUCUUCAUUGUAAAGCUAGAAGAAAAAUUGUAUAAUUCUUGUUUAAGUUUGCAAUUUUAUAGCUUUUGAAAUACAGUGCAUAAAAGUCUACAAAAAUGGUUUGUCUACUUGUCUUAAAAUCUUGCAACCCUUGUCUUAACUUUUAUACUUCAGCAAGGUUUUAACAACAUUUAAUUAAUGCUUAUGUUUAUUACCUGGUGCUUUUUUGAUAAAACAAUUUUCCAGUUGUUAUGUUUAUAACUCUUCUGUAAGAUUACUGGUCUCUGUUCAUCUGUACAGUAUUUUUAAAGAUAAUUUUUGUUUCUGUAGUACAUUGUUAGAAGAGUUUUGUUAUAGUUGAUUGUGAGGGCAGGAUAAUCAUUCUGCACUAGUGUUUUUAAUACUUUGAUAGUUUUUUAAAAUGUAAAGAUUAACUUUGAUAAAAUCAAUAAUUCAACUUGCUUGUCGAUAGCGAUGGGUUGUUACUGUGAAUAUUUGAUGUCACAUUAGUGCUUUUUCAUGGUCUGCUGAUCACAAAAACUUCUGUUUCGGGGAAGGUCUUUGUUGUUAUAUAUAUUUGAUAAAUUGGUGUUGAAGAAAAUGUAAAUUAAAAAAAUUUUGAUGUAAGUUCAACCACGAAGCAAGCUGUACAGAGUAGUGAAUAUUUUAAUCCUUAUUGUAGUUAUGGAAUGUAGUUUGUCAUAAGUUAUGAGAUGUCUGUAAUUAUGAAGGAUGUUGUGAAAUGUUUUUUGAUUGAUGCAUUCCUGGGAUUGUGUAUGGUGGAAGAAAUGCAUUUCGGGCCAUGGGAAAUGCCUGGAUCUGGAGACACAGGUGGUCCAAGGAAAGUAUUUUGGGUAUGAACAGGUUUGUUUACUGUUGUUUUUGUUCCAUUGGGAAUCACCGAAUUACAACUUACACAUCAUUCAUCAGAAGAUGGAUGCACCAAGGUUGUGGCCUUAUGCGGAGAUGUAUGGCGCUGCUACGGAACGCCCAUUCAGUCAUGAGUCUGCUCUUACAAAAGGGUUAUGGCCUUGGAUGUUGAUUUUCACAGACUGCUCUCAAAGGUUUGUUUCCAACUUGACGCCCCCUGAGAGUAAUACCUCGGCUUGUUGUUAGAUAUUGUUGUGACAGAUAUUGUCAUUUUGUCAAUAUGUAAACAUUCGGUAUGACAUUAUGGUUUCAUUAAUCCAAAAUAUAUUAAAAUUAAAUAAUUCAAUUUGUAAAAAAUAAAAAAAAAAUUUUAGUCAGUUAUACAUCUCACAACAUUAGACUUUAUUUGUUUGAAUAAGCAAACUGUAGAAAGAGCAUAUAAAAACAACAACUUAGGAAGCACAUGAAAAAAAGCAAGAUAUUGAUACAAUGAUGAAUGUAAGUCAGGCAGUCGUACUUUAAAAGUGUUUGUAAUCUUUCAGAUGUAAAAUUAAAGAAAAUGACGUUUGUACCUUGAACUAAUUUGUGUAUCAAAUUUAAGCCAUAUUUGCAUUUAAUUUCAUCAUUUUAAUAAACAUGGUGCUUGACAGAGACAAAGCACUGGUAAAUGCUUAACAAAUAAAUCUGUGUGCACUAGCAACUGUUAGAUGUUGACCUUUAUGCAGCAUUAACAACGUUUUGACCAUAAUUUGUCUUCCAAACUCUUUUGUUUUUAAAUUAAAAUUUAUUGCAGAGUUUUUGCACCUUUUUUUCUACCUGGGCUGAUUAAAUUGUGUUUGUUCAUCCUGCUCACCUCUCUUUACAAAUAUUUGUCAAUUUCAAGAUGUGGUUUUACACAUUUGAUAGUUUGCAAAUUCAGAUAUUGGCAGGAGCUUAAUUCAUUCAAAGGAGAAUAAUUUAAUGACUUUGAUCAAACGGUGCAUGUGAUGUUUUAAGGUGAAGUUAAGUCAAGCAAUCUAUCUAAGGUCUUAAUGGGUUAUGCAUGAGUGUUGCAGAAAAGGUUUCCUCUUACAACUAACCACUGAAUCUCUGACCUCUAAGGAUUCCAUAACAUCAAAAUUGGCAGUUACUAAAUAACUUUAAAAAUCUACUACUUAGUCAUAGUCUAUUGGGAAAGUGUGAUGACAUAUUCAUCCACAAUUUAUUUCCAAGCUUGCAUUCUCUGCAGGCACCACUUGUCAUAAUUUUCACAACUUUCCAAAUUCCAGUAGAUUCAAGUCUUAUGCAAUAUUUUUUCUUUUUCCCUGGUAAUUUAAGAUGUCUGUUAGCUUCAUUGGUUAAUAUUAUUUAUUUUGUUCUUUUUUUUUUUUAAUGAAC